Erythranthe guttata (spotted monkey flower) is the source of this 951-nucleotide messenger RNA. RefSeq lists its product as uncharacterized. The record is from RefSeq and is a predicted model, not a curated record. Lineage: Eukaryota; Viridiplantae; Streptophyta; Magnoliopsida; Lamiales; Phrymaceae.
AUGUUUACACUUCCAUUAGAGCCGCCGCUGCAGAAACCGCCGCCACCCGUCGCCUCCGACGACCCUGCAUCGACAAACAACAACAAACCCGCCCACAAUUUCGUGACCUGCAUCCACAAAGUCAAACUCGGCGAGACCAUCUGCCACGUCACCGUAACAUGGGCCAAGACCCUAAUCAGCCACACCCUCUACAUAACCGUCGAAAACCCACUCGACGAAAAUCACUACACAUGCAAAAUCGACCUCAAAACCUGGCAAUUCUGGGGCAAGAAGGGCCUCAAGACUUUUCGGGUCGCCGAAAAACGGGUCGACGUGUUUUGGGAUUUAAGAUCCGCCAAAUUCGCCACCAGCCCGGAACCCAACUCCGACUACUACGUCGCCAUGGUUUCCGAUCAAGAAGUCGUCCUACUCCUCGGCGACCAAAAAAACGAAGCUUUACGACGGACGAAAUCGAGGCCUUCUUUACAAGAUUCUUCUUUAGUCCACAAAAAGGAAAUUGUUUUUGCGAGGAAGUGUUUCUGCACGAAGACGACGUUGGGGAAGAGCAAAAAGGAGCAUAGUAUAAUCAUCGAAUCGGCGCUUUGUGGGCCGUACGAUCCAGAGAUGUGGAUUAGCGUCGACGGGAUGGAGUCGAUUAGGGUUCCGAACUUGCAUUGGAGAUUUAGGGGGAACGAGACGAUUGUGGUGGACGAUUUUCCGGUGCAGAUAUUGUGGGACGUGCAUGAUUGGUUGUAUAACGGGACACACUCCGGCGUGGGCAUUUUCGUCUUUAGGCGGGGUGUGAACGAGGGUGAGUUCGAAAGUGCGCAUCUCGAGGAGGAUGAAGAUUUUGGCGGGAGUUUUUGUGGCGGCGGUGGUGGUGGUGGUGGUGGGGUGGUGGGAGGAGAGGAGGAGGGUGGUUCUUCCUCAAUGGGAUUUUGCCAUUUUCUUUAUGCUUGGAUGACUGAAUGA